Cherax quadricarinatus is the source of this 1083-nucleotide messenger RNA. NCBI's taxonomy places the organism in Eukaryota, Metazoa, Arthropoda, Malacostraca, Decapoda, Parastacidae. The record is from RefSeq and is a predicted model, not a curated record.
GAGGGGGUGUGUCUCCCAGGCUGAGGGCGAGGCAGUGACUGCCAGGCGUCAGACGUGACUCGUCCACCACCUGUGACGAAGUUAUCAAGAGACGUAAUAUAUCUGGUGAACACCACAUGUAGAGCUUGUCUCUAUGUGCAGGUGUGUUCUAGCAACUAUGACUCAGAGUUAGGAGCGUGAAGGAUCAUUGUUUUACAGGUUCAUCAUUGUUUUGUGCCUGGUAAGAAGUACAAGAAAUUACAGGACCUAGAAAUAAAUACUGCUACCAAGAUCCAAGUGCCCAACACAAAUCAGAACUCUGAAGACAUUAUCAUUAUGGCGACCAGACAGAGUAUGGAGAAAGCCAUGCAUCAUACCCAACAAAUUACUGAACAAAGGUGCCACAGGGUGUCAUCACAGCAGUCAAGUACAAACACACCAGCUUUUUGGGACCCUCAGGAUAAGCUGAGACAAGCUUUGACAGUGAAAUGUGCCAAGGCCAGCAAGGUUGUAAAGGCAUAUGUGGAAGCUCCCACCUGGUCCCACAAGUUUGUUAUUGGAUGUAAGGGUGUCAACAUUCGCCAGAUUACUCAGGAUCACCCCAAAGUACAUGUAGAGUUUCAAGGCCAGCAGGGAAGCAUUAAGCUGGAAGGACCCCCAGAGGAAGUUGUAGCAGCCAUAGAGAAGCUUGAAUUCAUGAUAGCAGAGCUCCAGAGAAAACUGUGCUUUGAUCAGAUCACCGUCAAUCCAAUGCUCUGUAAGCACAUCAUUGGAAGGAAUGGCUCAAACAUCAGUCGCAUUCGUAAUGACACUGGAGUUUCAUUCAACAUAACGGAGGUUGGUCAUAGAAGUCUUAUUCACUUUGAAGGCAGCCCAGAUGGUGUAUCACGAGCAAGGAAGGAUUUGGAGGAGUUGGUGGCCAAGUUUGAAAAAGAGACGGAGAGACGCAUAAUUAUUGAUCGUCGUUUCCACGGUGUCUUCAUUGGCACUAAGGGUGUCAAGAUCAAGGAGAUCAGAGACAAGUUUAAUGUUCGGAUCUCCUUUCCUAACCCAGGUAAGCAUCACAUUAUUAAUGUCUGCUUCAAAUGAUAUAGCUCUUGUAGG